Molecule: messenger RNA, 720 nt
Organism: Echinops telfairi (small Madagascar hedgehog)
Lineage: Eukaryota; Metazoa; Chordata; Mammalia; Afrosoricida; Tenrecidae
Gene: EFCAB9
Product: EF-hand calcium binding domain 9
Exons: 4
Coding region: 1-720 (239 amino acids)
Biological process (GO): flagellated sperm motility; sperm capacitation
Cellular component (GO): sperm principal piece; cytoplasm
Molecular function (GO): calcium ion sensor activity
Source: RefSeq, a predicted model, not a curated record
AUGAACGUGAAGGAGGGCUCGUUUCUGUGGCACCUCUACCUGGACAAAGUCUACUGCUUGCUAUCCGUGAGAAAUGCCAAGGCCUUGCUGGACUAUUUCAACCUUCUCGAUGUGCACCACAACAACACCCUCAACGACGUGCUGUUCUUUCACUUCCUCCACCACGUGACGAACCUGACCAGGUCACAGAUCAUGAAGACAUUUGACAUGCUGGACUGGAACGCUUCGGGCGAGGUCAGCUUUGAGCAGUUCUACAUGUUGGUCUGUAUACUGCUGGCACAUCAGAACCAUUUGAAAGAGCAAUUUCUUUAUCGCCACUCCCGGCCGAUCUUCGAGCUGCUUGACCUGGAUGGGGACCUGAAACUUGGCCCACAAGACUUCCAGUUGUUCAGCUUUCUCUUUGACAUUAAAAAAAAAAAACUCAAGCAGCUCUAUGAAGAUUUUGACUUCACCGGUGACCAUCAUAUCAAUUACAAGGAGUUUAAGCUGUUUACUAUCUUCUCUGUUGACAAAUAUCACGAGAGGCAAAAAGCUGAGAAAGAGAAAGAGAGAGAGAAAGAGAGGAAGAAAGAGAGAGAGAAAGCGAGAGAGAAAGAGAAAGCGAGAGAGACAGCCAAAGCCAAAGAGAAGAAGUCUAAGCCCAAAAAGCAAACGCCUCAUGAAACCAAGCUUCCCCCAAAGGCUCCUCUUGGGAAAAAGGCACUGGGAAGUAACAAAUGA